AUGGCCAAGCAGCAUCAAUGGGCAGAGCGCAAUGCCACUCGCCAGGCAUACUAUGGCAUGCCCGGCCUGUACAAGGGCGAGUGGAAAAAGCCCCAGAUGUUUCCAUACGGGCCCGAGCCAAGCGACUUUGACACAUACGGCCAGUACUUUUGGUUCUAUGCGGGCUGGUACAUCAUCUGGCUCAGCACAAUUGCAGCCGCGGUCAUCAUCAUCCUCGACCUGGUCCUCUACGUCAAUCAUGAAGGGGACCCCGACAAGAGGGUCUUGGCCCUGAGUAUUGUACCGAGUGUCACAGUGCUCAUCUGGAUGACGAUAGAUGGAAUUCUGCGAAAGAAGACUUGGCAGAGAGGGAGGCUGGGCGUUGAAGGAGUCGUUGUCGUGGGCACAAUCGUCUGUCUCGCCCUGCUUGGGACAAUGGCUGGCGCCAAGACUCGCCAGGGAGAUACCUUCGCCCACUGGUAUUCCGGUUUGUCUGGGGUUCUGGGCGAUUUGUUGUAA
Molecule: messenger RNA, 498 nt
Organism: Diaporthe amygdali
Lineage: Eukaryota; Fungi; Ascomycota; Sordariomycetes; Diaporthales; Diaporthaceae
Exons: 2
Coding region: 1-498 (165 amino acids)
Source: RefSeq, a predicted model, not a curated record